This is a messenger RNA of Gordionus sp. m RMFG-2023, 567 nucleotides long. Its product is annotated as craniofacial development protein 2-like. Gene Ontology annotation, cellular component: nucleus. The transcript is spliced from 2 exons. The record is from RefSeq and is a predicted model, not a curated record. NCBI's taxonomy places the organism in Eukaryota, Metazoa, Nematomorpha, Gordioida, Chordodea, Parachordodidae. Gene Ontology annotation, biological process: chromatin remodeling. Bases 1 to 567 code for a protein of 188 amino acids.
AUGACGAAAACAUACGAAAAUAUGAAUAUGAAAGCUAGGGCGUUCCCUCCAAGCUACUCGCAGGGUGUAGACCUCCAUCCCGUGAAAAUAUAUUCUCCUCAAACUGGUUGCAAAGAAGAAGAAAAGGAUAGAGCUAUCCUUGAUGAAGCUGUAAUGGAAAUCCCUAAGGAUGAUUUAGCCAUAAUAGGUGGAGACUUAUAUGCGCAUGUGGGGAAAGCAAGAGAUAGCUACAAAAGACAUCAUGAUGGUUUUGGAUAUGGAGAAAGAAAUGAUGAAGGAGAGCAUGUACUGAAAUUUGCGCAAGCCUUCGACCUUGCCUUAACCAACACUUACUAUAAGAAAAAGGAUAGUCAUUUAAUAACAUAUGAAGGUGGUACAAGGAAAACCCAGUUAGAUUACAUGCUUAUCUCUAGCAGAAGAUUAAAAGAUGUAAUAGACUGCAAAGUCAUCCCAGGAGAAGAUUUUGAUGCGCAACACAAGCUGCUAGUCAUGGAUUUACACCUCACAAAUAAAUACACUCAAAACAUAAUAAAACUUGAACCAUACAUCAAAUGUGGUAGAUUUUAA